AUGGCGCAGCGUUUCCGCGCGGGGGUGGUGGCGCAGAUGGUGCGCCAGUCGCAGUGCGUGCAGCUGGUCGUGCGGCCCGCCGAUGGCGCCGUGACUUGCGCCAGCCGCGGCGCGGAGAGGGUGUUGCGCGCAGAAAAGGGGCGGCUGGAAGGGCUCCCAAUGUACGAGUUUCUCUCCCCAAUCCCUCUCUCCAUUCCUCCAUUCCUCUCCCCUCCUCUCUCCCCUUCCAUCCCCUCGACUUCUCUCGUUUCUCUCUCCCCCAAUUUGAUCCCACCACCUGCGUUGCCUUUGGACACGUGGCGGCAUCUCGUUGGCCAGCUGGAGAGCGGCAGUGUGGACGUGGUAACCCUAUCUCUGCCGCUGCGGCGUUGCAAUGAUGGGCAUGGACCAACGUUAGUAUCAGCUGCACCAGCACCAGCAGCACCGGAAGCAGCAGCAGCAGCAGCUGAAGCAGCAACAUCAGCAGCAGCAGCAGCAGCAGCAGCAGCAGCAGCAGAUGCAGCAGCAUUAAAACCCACUGCGUCAGCUGUGACCCCCCCCUCCGCGCCCCCUCUCUUGCGCCCUGAGGCGCACGUUCCGCGCACAGGCGCGCAGUGGCUGUACCGCUGGAUGGUGGGGCGGGAGAAGCGCGCCGGGGGGAAGGGGAAGGGCGCAAGGGGGGAGGGGAAGGGCGCUGGGGGGGAGGAGGGGGAGGAGCGCGAGGAGAAGGGAGAGGGGAGGGAGGAGCGUGAGGAGAGGAAGGAGCGGAGGGAGGAGGAGGUGGAGGAGGAGGAAAACAAGGAGAGGCAGCAGCAGCCACAGCGGCAAGGCCAGAGGCAGCAGCAGCAGCAGCAGGGUCAGCAGGGGUUGGGGCAGCAGGAGCAGCAGGAGCAGCAGGGGCAGGAGAGGGAGUGGUUGGUGCCGGUGUGCAUUCAGUUCUUUGAAGUUGGGCCGUGCAAAGACCUCGUCAUAACAGGUGUGCUCUCCUUCCUCGUCAUAACAGGUGUGCUCUCCUUCCUCGUCAUAACAGGUGUGCUCUCCUUCCCUGUGUUUGCUAUCGCCUGCUCUCUGCUCUUCUCACACCUCUGCUGCUCUACUCUCACCUCGCCUGCUCUGCUCUACUCACACCUGAGUUGUCUCCAAUCUUGUUCUCCUUCUAUGCCUGGUCUUCGCCUCUCCUCUACUUUCUGGUUUUCUUUUCUGGUUGUCCUCACUCUUCAUUUCUGCUCUGGUUAUCUCUCCUCGUCCCUCCUCCUUUUUCACUCCUUGGCAUCUCCCCCUUCCCCUGUCUCUGCCUCUGCUGCUUUCCCUCUCCCUCUCCCUCUCUCGCCCCCUGCGUCCUCCCCCCUCUCUUCCUCCCCCCUCUCUUCCUCCCCCUUCUCUUCCGUCGCUCUCUCUUCCCUCGCCCCUGCCCCUGUCCCACUCUCUGCUCCCCUCUGUGCUCCUCCGACCCUCGCUUCUCCGACCCUCGCUUCUCCAACCCUCGCCCCGCCAACCCUCGCCCCGCCAACCCUCGCCCCUCCGACCCUCGCUUCUCCGACCCUCGCCCCUCCGACCCUCGCCCCUCCGACCCUCGCCCCUCCUGCUGCCGUCACUCCGAAACCCGCCUCACGGGUGGAAGCGGCGCCUGACAAUUCCCUCCUUACCCUCGCCCCUCUUGGCCUCGCCUCUUCUGAAUCUUACUCUGAGCUGCGAAAGGGCAAGCUCAGCACGUGGGACGUGGCGGUUGCACGGGGAACAACAGGGGCCGCUAAGGCAGAGGGGGACGAGGAGAAGCAAGCGGGAGAGACGGAGAAAGGGGCAGCAGCACAAGGGCGAGCGAGGGAGCAAGGAGGGAAGGGGGAGCAAGGGGAGCAGGCAGGGAAGGAGCAAGGGGAGCAGGGGGAGCAGGCAGGGAAGGAGCAAGGGGAGCAGGGGGGAAGGGACCAGCAGCACCAGAAGCCACCGCAGCCGCAGCAGCCGCAGCAGCCAGUGGGGAUGCGGCGUAUCCGAGUGGAUCCAUCUCAGAAGCCAAGGGGGGCGUCGGAGACAUGGCUUUUGCAUGACUUCAAGGAGCGACCCGGCAACCAGUUCAAGUUCCGCAUGCUCUUUGAGCUCUCGUCUGACCCCAAGAUGCUUCUGAGCAAGGACGGACGGUUACUGGAUUGCAAUCAAGCGACGGAUGAUGAGGGGGGAGUGCUGCCCGUUGAAGCCCUGUGUCGUCUCGUGGACCUCAGAGGAGACACCAGUCACCCUCAGUCCCAGCCCCAUCCCUCCUCCUCCUCCUCCUCCUCCUCCUCCUCCUCCUCCUCCUCCUCCUCCUCCUCCUCCUCCUCCUCCUCCUCCUCCUCCUCCUCCUCCUCCUCCUCCUCCUCUCACUCCUCACACUCACGAGCAGCGGUCUACCUGAUGGUGUGGCACGAUCUGACGGAGGUGAAGCGCAAGGAGGCGUCCUUGGAGCGAGCCAAGCAGGAGGCGGAGCGGGCGAGGCAGGCGGCAGAGAGGGCGAGUCUCUCGAAGACACAGUUCCUGGCCAACAUGAGCCACGAGAUCCGGACCCCCAUGAACGGAGUGAUUGGCGUUGCAGACCUGCUGCUAGACACAGCUCUCAGCGAGGAGCAGCGCAUGUUAGCAGAGACCAUCCGCUCCUGCAACGCAUGGGUCAUUGGGGUGGCAGACCUGCUUCUCGACACAGCUUUGAGCGAGGAGCAGCGCAUGCUGGCCGAGACCAUCCGUUCCUGUAGUGAGGGGCUGCUGCAGAUCCUGUCGGACAUCCUGGAUUUGAGCAAGAUAGAGAGCGAUAAGAUGGAGCUGGAAGCUACUCAGCUGGACGCCCGGCAGCACCUCAGCAGCUCCCUCGCUCUCUUCCGCACUGCCGUGCAAGACAAGGGCCUUCAGCUGAACGUGAGGGUAGCACCAGACGUGCCGCACGCGGUGAUGGCAGAUGCAGUGCGGUUGAGGCAGGUGCUGCUGAACCUGGUGUCGAACGCCCUCAAGUUCACCCACCAAGGCCGCAUCUCCGUCUCCCUCUCCCGCCUCCACUCCUGCCCCGGCUGCUGCUGCUGCUCCCCCUCCCCCUCCCCCUCCCCCUCCCCCGACCACCCGCACACGGAAGGGGAGAGCCAAGGCAAGGAGGGUAUCAAAUCCAGCGAAGAAGAGGGUGAGAGAGGCAAGGAAGGGGAAGAAACAGGCGGGGAGCAGGAAGGGAGAGGAGAUGAGGAGGAGGAAGAGGAAGCAGCAGGCGAGGAGACGGGGUCUUUUGAGGCGCCUCAAAAGGAGACGGGGUCACGUGUGGUGCUGCAAUACACAGUGGCGGACUCGGGCAUCGGCAUAUCGCAGGAGGGGCAGAGCCGGCUGUUCCAGGCGUUCACCCAGGCGGACAGCAGCACGUGCAGGAGAUUCGGCGGCACGGGGCUGGGCCUGGCUAUCUGCCGCGCGCUGGUGACUCUCAUGGGGGGGACGAUCGAGCUGACGAGCAAGGAGGGCGAGGGCUCGACUUUCUCUUUCACUGUCUGUGUGGGAGCACUCAAACACACCCCCGGCCAAGCCUCCACUGCUGCCGAGCCUGUCGAGUAUCAGACAUAUGAGGGUGAAAGCCUGGGGAGAUUGGAGGAGGACGUAGGGAGAGAGGUGGAGGAGGAAUUGGAGGAGGGGGACGUAGAAGAGGAGGAGGGGGCUGAGGAGAAGGAGAAGGAAUCACGAGCAUUCGGAGCAGGAAGGGCAGAAGCAGGAGCAGCAGCAGCAGCAGCAGCAGCAGUAGUCAGAGAAGCAGUUUUCACCAGGCUGGACGGUAGUGGGAGCAACGCUCGCACCAGUGUGAACCAGCAGUCACCGCAGGAGUCACCGCAGGAUUUGUCGCAGGAUUUGUCGCAGCUAGCAUAUACCCAAGAGCCCUCGUCUCCUCUCCUCCCACUCGCACCGGGGGAAGCAGUGGGAGCAGCCCGCGAGAGCACCCAUGAAAUCGCCUGUGACAGCACCCAGGUGUGCGCUCGUCUCUCGACUGAAGCGCCGCACUCUGAAUCAGCUUUAGCUGGGGAAGGCGGAGGGGAGGCACGAGGAGUGCGGUUUUCUCUUGGGAGCGUGGUGCUUCCUGCUGGUGGUGCUGAGGUAGAGGGCAUGGAGGGGUGCAUGGAUGGGCGGCUGGAUGGGCGGCUGGAUGGGCGGCUGGAUGGGCGGCAGGAUGGGCGGCAGGAUGGGCGGCAGGAUGGGCGGCAGGAUGGGCGGCAGGAUGGGCGGCAGGAUGGGCGGCAGGAUGCAGGGCUGCCUGGGGACCGGGCGGCUGGGUUACCGCGGCGGCGGGGAAUGAGAGGAAGCUUCUCAGAAGGAGACAUAUUGUUGAUGUGUGAGUUGGGGGAGAUAGAAUGUGACAGCCCGGGGGUGGAAGAGAGGGAGGGCGAAAGGAAUCAGAAUGCUGCCUCUGCGUUGCAACCACUCGCAACAGCAGCAGCAGGAGUGUCAGCAGGAGCUGCAGCAGCAGGGGGGGAACCACAGCAGCAGCCGCAGCAACAGCCGCAGCAAAAACCACAGCAGCAGCAGCAACAACCACAACAGCAGCAGCAGCAGCCGCAGCAGCAUCAGCAGGUGCUGCGGGUGUUGGUAGCAGAGGACAAUGCAGUGAACCAGCUGGUGGUGACUCGCAUGCUCAGACGUUUGGGGCUGGACUGCCGAGUGGCCGACAAUGGAGUGAUGGCCGUGGAUGCAUGCAGGGAGGAGCGAUUCGACCUCGUUCUCAUGCGCAUGCUCAGACGUUUGGGGCUGGACUGCCGAGUGGCUGACAAUGGAGUGAUGGCUGUGGAUGCAUGCAGGAGCGAUUCGACCUCGUUCUCAUGGACUGCCACAUGCCUGAGAUGGACGGCCUAG
This is a messenger RNA of Closterium sp. NIES-65, 4818 nucleotides long. NCBI's taxonomy places the organism in Eukaryota, Viridiplantae, Streptophyta, Zygnematophyceae, Desmidiales, Closteriaceae. The record is from the annotation of a GenBank genome assembly.